Messenger RNA from Solea senegalensis (Senegalese sole), 3513 nucleotides. RefSeq names its product photoreceptor cilium actin regulator 2 (gene pcare2). The transcript is spliced from 2 exons. Lineage: Eukaryota; Metazoa; Chordata; Actinopteri; Pleuronectiformes; Soleidae. Bases 180 to 2786 code for a protein of 868 amino acids. The record is from RefSeq and is a predicted model, not a curated record.
CAAAUCUCCAGUCCAUAUUAUCUGGACUGCCACAGAACACGCAUCAUUCUCAAGGACCUGGUCGUACAAGACACGGAGAUUACGUGAGGACAACAACAUUUUAUUUUUAUUUGUUUUUUACACUUUCUUCAGUGACAGAAAUCUUUGACGUUUUUCUUGAGUGACCUGUAAAUGCAAAAAUGGGCUGUUCACCAUCCAAAGGGAAGUUGUUUUGUAGACCUGCCAUGACUGUGCUGGAGAGUGUAAAGUCUAUACCUGAAGAAGAUGUGGACAAAUAUAUGAAGACCAGGCAGAAAAGUAAUGAACUUCCUCUACCUGAUGUAGAAGAUUCUAAAAAAGAUACUGCGUUGUCUGACUUGAAGCCCCAGUCUGACACGGCUGCCCAAAAUACAGGGGGCAUCAAAGAAACAACGGAAGAUGAAAUAGAUAGAUGUGCGUUUGUACAAUCACAAAAAGUCCAAAAGAAAGAGAAAAGAAAGAAAAAGAAACACGAGAGGAAGAGCUCUAUUGUCCAGAAAAAGGUGGAUCUCCCUCGACACAUGGUGAGGGCUCACCAGGCUGCCUAUUCUUUUCUGAACCCAAAUAUCUCUAAAUGUGAAACUCUGCUGGGUUUGCUGGACCAGGCCGCACAGACACAGUUGUCCCUCCAGCCCAUCAUCACUGCUUUGGUGCUGAGCUUUGAGGAGAUCAAUCAGGCACUAGAGGAAAUGGCCGAGGAGGGAGAACUGAUGUUGAAGGAGCAUGGGGACUUCAUGGCUUUGCCUUGUGGGCUGACGGGCCCAGUUGUAAGGCCAGCUAAACCGAGCACGGACUCUGCCAACUCCCCUGGUCCUCCUCCAAAUCUUUUACAACAAAUGCUCCAGCAUUCAACCGAGAGAAUGAAGCUUGUUGGGAGCUCUGUCCAGGUGCUAAGUGACACCUCACUUGGAGAGGCAGUAGAAUAUUUUUCUUCCAUUUCUAAAGUGCUGGGUGAGAAGCUUCAGGCAAAGAAGCUGGCAGAACAGAGGUUGUCUCAUGUGUUGAAACAAGUAGAGGGCGCUGCCUUCAGGAAAUCCACCCUUUUGGAUUCUGCCCUGCAUAGUGAGGACAGUGGUAUUGGGGGAGAGAAUGAAAGUAUGACUGGGUCUGAGAAACACCGGCACCAUCGCGGGAGCGCUGGAUCUGACAGUUGUGGGUCUGGAGUCAAUGUUCGCAGUGCAACUGAAAGCCCACCCAAAAAUGUACCCAGCCUCACAGGCCAAAAUGAAGUUGAUGAAGACGAGGAGGAGAACGAUGAUGAUGACGAUGAGGAGGAGGAGGAGUUUGAAGAAGAAGAAGAUAACAGACCUGAAAGAAAGAGGUCAAACUCUUCCCCACCAGAUCCCAGUCAACCACUUUUCUACAUGCAGGAGCAGCAGCGUACAGUUAAACGCCCCCUGACUGCUGUCACUGUACCCAACACUGAUUACUCCUCAAGCGUGAUGCUGGAGCUACAAGACAGCAAGAAAGACUUGGACCGGCGGAUGAAAGCGAUGGUGGAAAUCCAAGGAAAAAAAGCACCAGCUGGGCGUCAGUACCAUUUGUAUAAAGCUCUAUUACGACGGAAUUCAUUAAAUGAAUCAGCAGGUGCACAGAAUCUCCCCCUGAGGACAAAUCACUCGCCUUUAGCACCUCGACCUCCCAAGCACCACUCUGUCAGAAGGUUAAUAAACAACUUUAGCCAAGGGGUUGAUGGUAGAACAGGUGAGGACUUUCCUAAUAACCCACCUCAUAUUAGGAGGCUCAGGAAAUGUGGGAUUCCUCUGUCAUCCGACACAGAAAAUGGUCAUGAGCGGUGUUCGGUCGUCAACGGCAACAACAACAACAACAGUUGGCCUGAUGGAAAGGAUGACCUGGAUGUAGACAACCUGCCUCCCCCACCUCCAGAGGUUCUGCAGGACAACUCUUUCCAGAGAAAUCUAAACAUACCAACUAAUGAAGAAGGGUUGCAGUACAUUUCGCUCCAGAGUCUCCCAGUGAUUUCCCAUAAAGCUGGAGUCUCCCAGCGACUGAAGGUUUCUCUACAGAAUGUGGAGGUGCUUCCAAACCGAGCCAGCACCAAGCCAAAAUCAGACAGUACUUUCCCUGCCUGUCCGACCAAGGAAGAUGUUGUAAUGGAGGAUAAAGAUGCCCAGGAGCAACCCAAAACUGAUAUUUAUCCAGAGAAGGUCAACUGUCUCCUCCAGCAGGCACAGAAGAUCCUUCAGUUGCGUAAUGCAGCAGAAUCCUCUGGCCAAGAACCAUCACCCCUUCAAGACAGAAUGGGCCCAAGGUGUGAAAACAACCAAUUGUGUGCGGGUGAGAUGUCCGCUUGCUACCUCCCUGUGACAGCGCCACCUGUCUCAAGAGUCCGGCUACCACCAUCCUGUCCCUCCGCCAGGCCCCGGGUUCUCUCCUGUAGUCCGCCUGUACUCAGACAUCAGUCUGCCACGAGAGCCUCAUCUCGCCCAAGUUCUCCAAGAACUGCAGCGCGUGUCACUAAAGAGUUCAUUCCAUCCGUGUCCUUCCGUGAAGCGCGUUCAGUUUUCUGUCAAGAGGAGUCACAAAACUCUCAGACCCGCUUUUCCGUUGGGAGUUCUGUGCUUCCCAGACCAUGGGGAGAGGUGAGCCGGGGCAGGCUGACCACAAGACUGACAGACAACUCUACACGUCGUACCAAAUCAGAACAGAGGACGAGUCUAACUUCCCACUCAGAGUUUUCCAAAGACGGCAGUUCGACCUCAGGUCAGAUCAAUGGGAGCGAGCCUGUUUCUACACAAUGCUGGUGACGAGAGGUCCACGCAGCUCUGACACCAGAGCUCGGCUGUGAUUGGCCGGAGUUUAUGACGAGAUGUGAUGUGGAGAGAGAAUAGAACUUAGUUGUGCUCCCAAGUUUUCUACAUUAACUGUGAUUCAAUUCAAGUGACAAAUCUGUGACAAGUCAGUCUCACGUUCUCCUGAAAUUGAAGUAUGUUCUGUUUCCUGUUUUAUUUUGAAAUAAUUACCAUUGCCUCUCGUUUCAGUGUCUGCUUCCUGUCGAGUUUCCCUGUCCCACCCUGAUGUGUUUCACCUGUCGAUCAUUAGCCCUCCAUCUGUGUAUUUAGCCUGCAUGUUUCCUGUGUCUGCUGACCGUAUUUAAGGGCAACCUUAAGUAACCUUAGCCUUCUGAUCUGUUUCGUACUUCUGGAUCUUUCGUUGCCUUUCGUGCUUUUUUGGAACCCUGUUUUGUUUCAAGACCAGUAAAAGGUGUUUUUCAAACUGAGACUGAUGUCGCGUUGUGCUUUUGAGACCACAUCCAGUGAUAAAACAAAGUCUAACAACGCAGCACCGCACCGAAGAAUUUCAAUCACAGCUGAAGAUGUACUGAUGUAAAUACAGGUUUAAGAUAAAAAGAACAAAGCAUUUGAGUUUGAAAAGCUUCCUCUCUGGACCUUUCUUAUUUAAAUGAUGUAAAUGUGUUAAAUCCACACAACGGCGUGAAUAAACCAGACAAUUAAAAGGUAUUUAUCACAAAAA